AUGGAGCAAGUGGAGAGAAUCCAGAAGGGAAGCACUAAGAUGUUUAGGGAACUGAAGCAUUUCUCUUACGAAGAAAGACUGGGAGAGCUGGGACUGUUCAGCCUGGAGAAGGCUCACGGGGAUCUCAUCGAGACAUACAAAUGUCUGAAAGAAGAGUGCAAGUGGUGCACACUGCCUGGACAAGAUGCACAAAUUGAAGCACAAGAGGUUAUGUCUGAAUAUCAGGAAACACUUACUGUGAGGAUGUUUCAGCACAGACACAGGUUGCCCAGAGAAGCUGUGGACUCUUCCUCUUUGGAUACAUUUGGAAGCCAUUUGGACAUGGGCCUGGGCAACCUGAUGAGAAGAAUUUGGGAAUCCUGGUGGACGAAAAGCUUCAAUGCGGCCGGGCGGGAGUUUCCGGCGUCGGUGACCUGCGGCGGUGCCGGCGGGCGAAGCGGGCAGCCUCGACCAUCCUUGCUGCCUCGCUUAAGGCGGCCAGGGCUGCCGGCAGCUGCACCCUGGCGUGCAGCAGCAGCAUCUUCUAGGGUCUCUAAUCUGCCUGCUCUGCAAGCAGCAGCCUCUUCCACGCCUUCUCCGAGUGGCAGAGCGCGUGCCGUGGGCGUUAGAGGCAGCAGACUCCCAGUUCUUGCCCGGAGACCUCAUGUCCAGGACGGGACAGCAAGGGCUGAGAGCCGGGGUGCAGCUCUGGAAGUCUGCUCAACUGUUCUGGUGCCUCGGCAUGCCAGAGCCGGUCAGAACUACGUGGUAUCCCUGAACUGUGCUGCAGCCGCAAGCCCGAGAGUCGGAGUGCAGCUGGCAGUACCAGGGCGCCGUGCACCCACCAGCGGCCUGAGAACACCAGCAGGAACGGCCCAGGUGCUGUCCACCAAGGCUGGGAAGAUCCACGCAGCUUGGAGAGAUGCUCAGGAGGGCACCAGAGACACUCGUGCUGCCACUACGCCAUCUUCCAGAGCAGCUCAGAAGGGCCCAGAACGGCAGGCAGGCGGCAAAGAGCGAGACAAGGAGCCUCUGCCUGCAUUAGUGCCUGAAGAUGCAGGCAACUUAGAUGAUCCUGAGCCUGCAGGAUGCCUUGAGUCUCUGCCUGCAUCAGUGCUGGAACAUGCAGAAAGCUCAGAUUCUUCAGAUGAGGCCGAUGCAGCAUCUCUCCCCUUGUCAGUGUCUGAGGGAGAAGAAAGAGAAGAAUCAGCUAUGGCCAUGCCUGAAUCCUCCGGACAAGGUCUGGGAGAAGCACGGAGACUCCUAGAUCCCAGCGAGAUGAACAGGGAGCCGUAUGGGCACUCUCCCGUGAUCCCAGCAAUGCGGAGAAUUCGUGACGAGGACAGAAACGAUCACGUGUUGUCACAUUGGAAUAUUUCCUGGCCAAGGAAUGUGAGAAGCCCCAGGCAGCGAAGGCUCCAGGCAAGAGGUGACACAUUCAAUAAUGUUGGCCCUGUUCAGGGCAUGCCAGCCAUCCGGCCCACAACAUCACAGGCUGGUAACUGGUUUCUUGACUCUGGUGACACCCAAAAGCGGACUGUUAGACUGCCAGUUAUACUGGUAGGGUCCAGUAAUGACAGCAACAGUGCUGCCAGCACUGCUGAGGGCACGCUGGAUGCCAGAGACACUGUGGUGACAGAUGAGGGCAUGCGCCUGCCCUCCUGUCCUUGCCCUUCAGCACCGGAGAAUGUGGAGGAAGACUGGGAAUGUGACUCUGAGGAAGAUGCUGAAGCAGAGGCAGUCAGCAUCACAUCCAGCACCUCCAAUGAGUCAUCUGGUGAAGCGGAGGCCACGUCUUCAGCUUCAUCUAUGGCUGCAGAUCCCAUGACUGAGGAGCACGCGUCAGCUUGUGAGGAAGCAGAAGAUGUGGGCCCUCAGCAUGAGGCUUCUGCAGAGGCUGAAGAACAUGCACUGAGCUCUGUGUGCUUCAGAGAUGCACCGGAGGAUGGCCCAGGUACCGCUGCCGCACCACACGCAGCGUCUCGCCGCCGGAUGCCAGCUGUCAUCAGGACUGUGCUCCGGGCUCUGCGCAGGGUUUGCACCUGCAGCUGCAUCAGGGGACAGCGUGAGGAGAGGCACGAGGCUGCCAACACCAGGCAGCUCCCCAGAGAUGUGUGAUUCCAUCCUGUCAGUGUAGAAUUCCGAUUCCAUCCCGUCAGCGUACAAUUCUGAUUCCAUCUUGUCAAUGUAGAAUCUGGUUCCAUCUUGUCAAUGUAGAAUUCCAUCCUGUCAACAUAGAAUUCUCAUUCCAUCCUGUCAUCAUAGAAUUCUGAUUAAAUGCUAUCUUUAUUCUAACCUGGCUGAGUGCUGUCUGAUCUGUGCGCUCAUGUGCGUUUGGUCUCUGAGUGCAACUUCUGGGCUCAGAGCACGGGGCAAUGGAUCCGUGUGUCCGUGGUGCCAGCAGGUGCAGAGAGCGUGGGCGUGCCAGGCAGAGUGAUUUCUGGCUUGCAAGGUGUGAGCUGGCUGAGCCGGUGUGUGUGUGAGGUGGCCUGCGAUGAAGGGGGUGAGGGGCUCUGAAAGGGGCAGCCCUGGUGGGAGAGCACCGGUGUGUCUGUAGGGGUGGGAGCACGGCCAGGCACCUGCCUAGAGGAGACCAGGAGUGUCCCGGCUGGGUCAGGGCUCCUCAGGUGUCACACUGCGCAGGCUUGGGUCCUCCCUACAUUGACGUCAUCAUUCCCCCAUAUGCGGAUGUCACCAAUAUACAGAUAAACCCGGACACCGUGGUCCAACGUGAGCUUCUGCAGCCUCCGUGCCUAUGCUCCGAGCGCCAGAGUGGGCGCGAGUGUUUGUACCCGUGGGGUAAUCGGGUGAAUGUGCAUUGCACUCCCUCCAAGUAAAUGCAAAUUGAUUGUCCUCCACCUUCCUCAAGGGGACCAUAAAAUAUCUGUCUCAGAUAUCAACAGCAGCCAGAAGGGGGUGAGCCUGUUCCUGGAGAGCAAUAAUCAAUUCCGAAACAUUUGGGGCAGCUUUUGCUGAAGGGGCAGUCUUGGCAUCCAGACGCCUGUAGUCCACUGUUAGGAAAGUGACUGAGCCAUACAGUAUGAGCACGCCCAGGCUUCUCGUGCUCCAAGCAGCAGAUGAUAGUGCCAAUGCUGCCGACACUGCUUGGGGCAUGCUGGACAUCUGUGCCACGACAUCGAGGGCUGAUGGCCACUUCCCGGCAUCUUGUGAUUCCCAAAGCCGGGAUAUUAGAAUUAAGUAUGCACAGGAAGAGACCACUGACGAUGCUGCCAGUGAUGCCAGCACCGAUCACAGCAUGCUGGAUGCCAGGGACAGUGCAGUAAUGGCUGAGAGCAUGCUCACACCUGAUACUGUGGAGGGUGUGGAAGAAGACUGGCAAGACAACCGUGAGGAAGAAGCGUGCUGAGGCAGCCAAGCAUUUCUGGUUCUUCAUAGGGUGAGGUGAAGACCACGCCUUCAGCUUCCCCUGUGGCUGCAGGACCCAGACCUGAAGGACAUUCAUUUGCAUGCAAAGGAGCAGAAAGUACAGGCAAUUUCAAGCACAAGGUGAGAGAAGUCCAUGUGGUCAGCACCAGGUGUGAAAUGAAGGCACAGACAGGAGCUAUGCUGGAGUGUGCACAGUGGGGAGAUGCCUGAUACUGUCUACUUUCCAUCCAGCUCCAUGCAGAAAGGUGGACAUCCCCUCCAUAACCCCUGGCUUGCCUUCAUGUGAGAGGCAUGGUUGACAAACCAGGAGCAGAGAACCUGGAACUUGGAGUGUUGCUGGCAAGGAACCUACAGGGCUGGUUUUCCUCUCGCCUCACAGGUUUCUGCAGAGGCCAGAAGAGGUGCACAGAACUCCAGUCGCAUCAGAGAGACGUCAGAAGAUGGCCCAGAUAUGUCCCCAAAUGGAGAGCCUUCCCAGGAAGGGCCUGCUGAGCCCGACCAGCCCCGUCAGCAGCUCGGAGGCUGGCAGCACUCCAAGCACACCGUCCUGCUGUGCCCAGGACAGCUUUCC
Molecule: messenger RNA, 3937 nt
Organism: Meleagris gallopavo (turkey)
Lineage: Eukaryota; Metazoa; Chordata; Aves; Galliformes; Phasianidae
Source: RefSeq, a predicted model, not a curated record